Molecule: messenger RNA, 4544 nt
Organism: Solea senegalensis (Senegalese sole)
Lineage: Eukaryota; Metazoa; Chordata; Actinopteri; Pleuronectiformes; Soleidae
Gene: cdkl5
Product: cyclin-dependent kinase-like 5
Exons: 19
Coding region: 549-3386 (945 amino acids)
Biological process (GO): protein phosphorylation; regulation of dendrite development; positive regulation of axon extension
Cellular component (GO): nucleus; dendrite cytoplasm
Molecular function (GO): protein kinase activity; ATP binding
Source: RefSeq, a predicted model, not a curated record
CGGUUUUUGCUGCUAUAAGCAGCUGAUGCUGCUGAGGCUGCGAUGAGCCCGGAGCCCGUGUGUGAAGGAGCGGUAACGGUACAUGGAUAAGUCCCUCAUCGGCGCCGUGCCUGCGGAUUCACGCUCAUCCACAUCCUCGGACUAAGUGAGUAGGACAUUUGCUCGUGUCACGACGCGCACAGGCCUCCGCCGACACUGUCACACCACAUGAUGCUGCCUCGUCCUCCCAUAUCGUCGUUUUCCACGCAUGAUGUUUCACAGGCUGAGCUUCCUUCACCAUCACAUCUGCAGGUGCAAUCGUGUUGAGGUUUGGAUAGAGGUGCCAGUGACACAGCAUCGAGCCAUGGAAUAAAGGGAGUUGGACAAAGAUUUACAGCAAGGGACAGAGUAGAAGAAGAAGAUGAAGUGAAGAUGGAGUGUAUCUGGGCCACAUUUCUCCUGGACGCUACAGUUUAUUCCGUCAGCUGCUGGUCAAACCUGGAGCCUCCACACUAAAAUCCGAGCAGCUCAUUUCACCUGCUGGAGGAGAUUCCACCCUUGGUGAUGUGAUGAAUAAGUUUGAAGUCCUUGGCAUUGUGGGAGAAGGAGCAUAUGGAGUGGUGCUUAAGUGCAGACACAAGGAAACCAACGAGCUGGUGGCCAUCAAGAAGUUCAAAGACAGCGAGGAAAAUGAGGAGGUCAAGGAGACGACGCUCCGGGAGCUGAAGAUGCUCCGGACCCUGAAGCAGGACAACAUCGUGGAGCUGAAGGAGGCUUUUCGCAGGAGAGGGAAACUCUACCUUGUCUUUGAAUAUGUUGAGAGGAACAUGCUGGAGCUUCUGGAGGAGCUGCCCAAUGGCGCGCCGCCCGACAAAGUCCGCAGCUACAUCUACCAGCUCAUCAAAGCCAUCAACUGGUGUCACAAGAAUGAGAUCGUUCACAGAGAUAUCAAACCUGAGAAUCUCCUCAUCAGCUCUGAGGACAUUCUCAAACUCUGCGACUUUGGUUUUGCUCGUAACCUGUCCGAAGGAACCGAUGCCAACUACACCGAGUAUGUGGCCACAAGGUGGUACCGCUCACCUGAGCUGCUGCUGGGUGCUCCCUAUGGAAAAGCUGUGGACAUGUGGUCUGUGGGAUGUAUCCUCGGGGAGCUGAGUGAUGGGCAGCCCUUGUUUCCGGGUGAAAGUGAGAUUGAUCAGCUCUUCACCAUCCAGAAGGUUCUGGGUCCACUCCCCGCAGAGCAGAUGAAACUCUUCUACAACAACCCGAGGUUUCAUGGAAUCAGGUUUCCCUCAGUUACUCAUCCUCAGACUCUGGAGAGAAGGUACCAAGGCAUCUUGACUGGUUUGAUGUUGGAUCUGAUGAAGAAUCUACUUCUGCUCAAUCCUACGGAGCGAUUUUUGACGGAGCAGAGUUUGAACCACGCGGUCUUCCAGCCUCUGAGGCAGGUGGAGCGAGAGAGGACGACUCCUGCAUCCCCCAACCCGCCGCGCUCCUCCAAGAGGAAAACACACCACCAUGGAGAGAACACAGUUCCUACAAGGAGUCACAGUAAGAGCACAAGCCGUCGCACCAACAGUAAAGAGUGCUCGAGUCUGCCUCGACACGGGGACCUCCAUCACCUCGGCAACGACAGCUUCCUCAACGGCAACAAACCGACGCCGUCCAGUUUGAGUCCCACGCUCCAUCCCAAGGCCCAGUACAUGUCCCAGACCCUCAAUCGCUCUGCCUCGUCCAGCAAAGACCUGGCCAACAACAACCUGCCACACCUCCUCAGUCCCAAAGAACCCAAGGGCAAAACUGAGUUUGAUUUCAGCAUGGGGCCGUCACCGAAGACGUCAGACCACGGGAUAAAGUACGGCCACAGCAAACCCAGCUCCUCCCGCUCUCAGCAGCAGCAGCAGCAGCAGCAGCAGCAGCAGGGCCGUCACACCUUCUUAGAAAACAAGACCAAUACACUACAGUCUGGAGCGGAGAAACAGCACGGACGACAUUCCCACAGUAUGGCCGACUCUGCCCACGGGUCCAUGUCCUCCUCCUCGAAGAGUUCGGCCUCUUAUCUCAGCCUGUCCAAGAGCCACAGCGCGCUGAGCGACGCCAAGUCUGUGGGGAACCUGAGCGACGGCCGUCUCCACCCAGACGACCCCAACUCCAACACGCCGGCGGGGAUGGGACCCAGCGCCCGCUUCUUCCCUGCCAGCUGCUUAGACCUCAACACCCCCGCGGGGCCCCCCGUGCCGCCCGGCAGCCCCUCCACCAGGCACAGCGACCGAUCCGGGCACAGUCCCGCCUCCCGUAGCAGCGGCAACGUCCGGAUGGAGAGCAGCACACUGGACUCGUCGUCCAGACACAAGUCCAGACAUAAACCCUUAACACCAGAAGAUGCCGGUCCUCCAGAGCUCCUGGACCCCGGAGGAGCGGGAAUGCCGUCCACUCACACGCUACCUUCUCCUCACGAGUCGUAUCACUACGGCCUGGGCUACACCUCGCCCUUCUCCUCUCAGCAGCGGCCUCAGCGCCACUCCAUGUACGUGAGGAGAGAGCGCCACCGGGCCCACGGCGUGGUGGAGGGCGGGAUGGCGGGUCUGCCCGCGCCGGGUCAGGUGAUCCCGACGCGGGCCAGCAGCCUGCAGCUUCUCUCGCCGCAGCUGCAGCACCGCACCACGCUCACCGGACACUCCGUGAGCUCCUCGAGAGAGGACUGCACGGACGACAUGACCAGGAGUGAGCAGUCCCCUAAAGACAUGAGCCACCCUUGCGCCUCCAUCAAAGACUCUACGAGGGACAACACUGCUGCUUUUCACACACAGCGCUCUAAAAACGAGGUCGGCAUGUAUCACGACCCUCACGUCGACGAUGGAGGAGCGUCCAAGGAGAACAGGAUGAUCUUCACCGAGUCCAUGCCACGGAGAGUAGGCAGCUUCUACCGAGUUCCUUCACCGAGACCAGACAACUCGUCCUCUUUCCAUGACGGGGUCGGGCAGGGUCGGGGGCCGGUCGUACCCGUCGCACCGGUUGACCCCGUUACCAUGGGCAACCACUCCAAACGCCAGACGGCGUUUGACUGGACCACAGCGGAAGCGAUGGUCAUGAAUCCGCCGGAGCCGACCAAAGAGAAGGAGAAACAAGGCUUCUUCAGGGCCAUCAAGAAGAAAAAGAAGAAGACACAGAUAACGGACAUAGAGGACGGGAGGAACCCCAGCAUCAAGAAAAGUCUUUUCCCCCUCUUUAGCUCUAAGAAUAGCUUAAAGCACAACUCAGCAGUCAAAGUCCUCCCCGUAGUCGCCUCGCCUAUGGUGCAGCACCAGCCCAGUGCGGCCUACCCUGCCUCACCAGUAACCGAACCUCGACACUUACAGCUGCAUGCCAACUCACACUGCACUCUCCACCAGAAUGGCCUGCUUUGAAAUCCUCUCAAGCUCCGUCAUGAUUUGAGUGACUGAUUGACGAUCGGCGGCCCGAGACAAUUCUCAAAGCUGAAAGGAUUUCAAAUAGUGAAUCUGAUACCGCACGCAGUCUGUGCAUCCAUUGUUUUUUUGUUUUUUUUUGUCUUGCUGCAAUGUACGUCAAACGCAUUCUUGUCGUCGCAGCGUGUGUUGUUUGUCGGGCCGACACCUCUGCACGUCGAGAACCAUCUUUUAAUAAAUCCUAUUAUCAUCAUAUGAGAUAGAGGGAUGCCAUUUUUUAACGAUAAUAAUAGUCAGUUGAUCAUUAUUAUUAAAAAAUGGUGGAUGAAUCUUUCUCCGUGUAAGUUUACGCAUUUUUCUUCUAAGAAAUGUGAUAAAUGCACCGUAGUCACCGAAACUUCCUAAGUUUAUGAUGACCUGUUUCAUAUACAUUAUUUGUCAUUUAAAAUAUAUAAGUGCACCAAAGAGCAGACACAAAAUGCAGCGAGACAGAACAUAAGUAUGUGACGCUACUUUGUGCAUCUUUUGUUAUCAUUAAACAUUAUUAAAUUAAUAUAUAUAUAUUAUUUAAAGGAAAAUUAUAAAAGAAAUAUCAAACUGAUUUCUAAAUAUCGGCAUCAGACUCUUAAAAAUUCAUAUUUCAGCCUUUAAAAAGAGGAUCAACAACAAACAAACCCAUAACAAAACUGGUCUCUCGACAGUUAAUAUGGAAACAGUUAUUCACUGUUUCCAUAUAUGGUCAGUUAUUGAAAAAAAAAAAGUGAAUAAAUACACUAUAUAAAGUAUUUUCCUAUUCCGGCAUCUCAGAAGUGACUUAUUGCUGCUUCUCUUCAUUUUAAAUGUCAUCUAUUUUAAUUUGUCAACUCUUGAUUGGACAAAAGAAGCACGUCAGAGACGACAGCUUCGCUUCAGAUAAGGAAAAAAGAGUACGAGACAAUGAAAAGAACGAGUCGUUGCAGCUUUGCUGUGUUUUCACUUAGACUCUGUAUGAAGUCAUCACUGAUGUCACCAUUGCUAUGUUCUUGUCUGAUGCUGCCAGAGGCCUGCAUGAAGAACCUCAUGAGGAUUUGAUUCAAAUGUGUUUUAACUCAUCGGGUUUCCUGUGUUGUUGUUGUCGUUGUCGUUUACCAAAAAUAUUUUAGGUCACUGGCAUCGGAC